This is a messenger RNA of Linum trigynum, 2959 nucleotides long. Lineage: Eukaryota; Viridiplantae; Streptophyta; Magnoliopsida; Malpighiales; Linaceae. The record is from the annotation of a GenBank genome assembly.
AUAAAUUUAUCGUUCUUGUAGUAACUUACUAAAAAAUAAAUUUACAGGGAUACUCAAGAAAAUCUACAAAUGUGUUACAUUAUUAUAUGAAGCUCUAUUAUAUUUGUAGAAGUUUAUAUUGAUGAUUAUUGGUUAAUAUUUUUUGUCAAGAUUGUUAUCUAAUAUGAGACUCUCAUAAUUAAUAAGUGAGUAUUCAAAUUAACAAAUUAUUCAAUCAUUUGAAAAGUGAAAACUGACUUUUGUGUAUGGGGAAAAGGAUGCACAACUCAAAUGGUUGUCAAAGUCACACUACAUAUGUAAUCUCAUCCUUCAUUAACCAAACCUAAUUAUCAAAUAAGUUUAAAAACUUAUUAAACCAAAUCAAUUAUUCAAAAUAAUUAAAUCUAAUAACUAUCGAUUAAAAUGAUUACUACAAAAACCAAAUCGUUUUAACACCGAUACCAACCCCCUUCAAAUCGAGCCACAGACGACCUCUGCUUGCUCCCCACCACGCAUCCCCGAAAAAUUUCCCACGGAAAAAAUCAUUACAUCAAAGGAAAAUAAACACGCACAAGGAAAAAAGAGCACUAUGCUAAAAGUUGAACAAAGUUAAUUUGAGAGAGAGAAACACGAAUCGUCAAUCGAGCUCGAGGAACUAAAGAAGUAAGAAACAAAAAAAAAAGGAAAUUAAAAGCAAUGGGAGACAGCGGUAGAAGGAUCGGCGUGGCAGUGGACUUCUCGCCAUGCAGCGUCAAGGCUCUGAGAUGGGCGAUCGACAACCUCGCUCGCGACGGCGACGACCUUAUCGUCGUCCACACCCGCCCCGCCGAAUACCACGAAUCCGGCGAGAUGCUGUUCUUUGAAACCACCGGCUCCCCUUUGAUUCCGCUGGUCGAGGUCUCCGAUCCGGCGAAGAUGAGCAAGUACGGUGUCAAGCCUGAUCCGGUGACUCUCGACAUCCUCAACACUGCUGCCAAACAGAAGAAGAUAAUUGUGGUGAUGAAGAUCUACUGGGGAGAUCCGAGGGAGAAGAUUUGUGAAGCCAUCGAUCGCAUUCCUCUCAGUUCCCUUAUUAUCGGCAAUAGAGGCUUCGGCAAGCUCAAGAGGGUGAUAAUGGGGAGCGUGAGCAACUACGUGGUGGAGAAUGGGACUUGUCCAGUCACGGUGGUGAAGGCUGGAGACCAUGAAUGAAGCUUGGGAUGACAAUUGCUAGUUUAAUUGUUAGUCAUUCCAAGGUUGGAACGAAGCUUGGCGUAUGGAUUUGUAGCUUUCUAGCUAGUAAAUUAAUAAGCCAGCGAGUGUAUGUUUUCCCUCCUUCUUGUCCUAGUUUAAUCCUUUUAUUAUAUAAAAGGUUAUUGACUUGUGUCUAUGCUUUGUAAGGGAAAGAGAGAGAUUGGAGUUUUGGCGGAAAAUGAUGUAUGUGAUCUUUUGAGUGAUGAUAUUUGAUGUAUGUGAUCUUUUGAGUGAUGAUAUUUUUUCCCCCUCACUUGCAUUACCAAGAAAUCAUAGAAAACAUACAACAACUCAAAAACCACCCAAAAGAAACCAUUGUCUAAAAUAAAAUAAAAAGCAACAUUUGCAGGACAAAAAGAAAGGGUAUUUUUAGCCACCAUAUGGUCACCCGAUUGUUCUCCCUACCAAUGUUCUCCCUACCAAUGAAGCCAAUGUUGAACGACUGGUACAACUAUCGCUGAUGCUCUAUCUCCUCCAAAAUCCUUCCCCCGAGCAUAUGACAAGAAUCUCGUCGCUGAAUCUUAUUGAGGACAUCCUCCGCAUCCCCCAAGAACGUUACUUCAGUGAGGCCCCCUCAAAGAGCACCACAGAAUAGCAUCACGAAACGCCACCAAUUCAACCAACCAUGGAUCUUGUAAGCCCAUAUAAUGAAAUCCUUUCAUGAACAUCACAUUUCCACCAGCAUCCACCACCACGAAACCUCCUGAUGCAUAAGAUCCCCUUGCUACAACCCCAUCCACAAAACACCGCAUCCCCGAAUGCACCCCCCCAUCCCUUGGCGUCGCCCCCAGCUAUCCCAUCACCUCGGCCCCCAUUCAUACUACUAGACAACCAUUCUCGUACCUGCUCAUUAUAUUGUCGCAGGACCACCGUACCCUCGUACUGAACAUGAUCAAACAAUGCCCAGUUCCUCGACUUCCAAAUCCGCCACAACAAGCACACAAACCUACAGAUCCUUUCAUCAUCAUUGUCCUGCUCUAUGAAGUCUCGAAAGAAAAACGCAAAAUUAAUCUUGGACCUGUUCUGCUGAGUAAUUCCCAGCCCUGGACCCUCCCAGAGCGCCACUGCCACCCUACACUCGAGGAAAAGAUGCUCUAGCGUCUCCAAAGGGGCCCAACAGACUGGACACCGUGAUAGACACUCCCCGCCCUUUUGAGUGAUGAUCUGAUCAAUUUCAUUUGGGUAAAUACAAUAUAUUAGUCACAAUUAUUAAGUAGCGGAGAAUUAUAACCACAACUAUCAAAAUAUAAAUUAUUAACCAAACGUUAAUUCUCUGUUAACAAUUCCGUUAGUAAUGCUAAUUAAGUUUUACGAUGCUGAGCUGACUCCCACGUGGUAGUCACCAUAUCAUAUUUUUUAAUUUUAGUUUUAUAAAAUAAAUUAUACAAUAAUUAUGAAAAGAAAAGAAAGAAAGGAAAAAUUCCGAAAAUUGAAAGAAAAAAUCGGUGGUGCUCCCUCUUCUUCUUCCUCCGCCCAUAUCUACAAGCGCUUAGUCCUCCCUCUUUUUCUUCCUCAUUUUUCCUCAUCAACACUACUUCGUCUUCCCGCCCCCUCCGCCAGGGCUUAGUCCUCCCUGUCAAGAACCAGCCGCUCCCAAUAACUCGAGUUGUUUGGAGAGGUUCAAUUGUGGAUCAUAUACAACAACACUAACCAGUUGGUCCCAAUAACUCGAGUUGUUGGGAGAAGUUUAUGCUGGAUCUUAUACCACACUCUAAUACGCCCCCUCAAACAAAAGCCAACUCAUGGG